AUGGCUGGUCGUCGUCUGCCCAUCGAGUUUAAUGUUCGGUUAGAAAUAACUCUUGAUCCGUCGUCCCAGACGGUUCGGCUCGGCUCGUACCCUCACCCCUGGUCUGGACACUCGGCAAAUGUGCAGAUUGUUCGUUGUUGGUUACAAUUCCAAAUUUCAGGCUUCUGUCGCAGUUCUCAGAGUGGCUUGUUCAUCCUGUUCGCGACGGAUGCCAAGUCCACCGAGAAUACACGCCAGCCCUACAACAUCACCGAGAUUCAGUAUGACGAAAGGAACUUCAAAGCCUCCCUGACAGCCAAGAAGACAGAUUUUAAGGAUGCAGUCCGUGCUGGCAGCCUCCACAUCGAGAAAGGGGCCGUAAAAUCGAAGCUGCAGAGCCGCGCAGCCGGCCUGGAAUCCCGCGCGAGCUGGGAGACGUCGAUAUCCCUCGACCGAGACGUGGUAGGCAAUAUCUUCAAAGAGGACAGGGGGGCACUUGACUGCACCAAAUGCGGUAGCGUCGGCCAGAUAGGCAUGGCCUUGCACGCGGAUUGGAAUUUGUGGUAUGACCCUUUUCCCUCAGAGGCCUAUUUAGAGUUCUGGGCCGACAAUCUGGGGUCCAAGAUGGAUCUCGCUUUAAGUGGCAAGGCGGGCGCCAAGUUUGGCAGUCAGAUAGAAUUAUGGAACCACGUUAUCGCUGGCAUCGGAAUCCCGCAUGUCGCGGAGCUUGACCUUGGGCACAUCUGCUUUUGGGGUUGCGACGAUGCCAAGGACGGCUGGGAUGUGCAAGCCUUAAGAUUCCCCGCCAGAAUGAGCGGCGAAGUGAGCGCCACGGCCGAGGUGUACGCAUACACUUCACUACAGGCUGAAGCAAGCUUCCUCUGGUGGCAUGAACAGGUAGGCCUGGCGGCCAAGGCUCCUCAAAUAAAGGGCAAGUUUACAGGCAUGUUUGGCGACAACGUGUGUGACAACCCGCAGUACCACUUUGGGCUACAGGCCGAGCUAUCAGUUGGUUUGGACUUGUACGGAUACGCGGGUAACGAUGCUAUUAAUAGCAAACACUGGGACAUCUUCAACUCGGACGUCAAGAUAUUCUGUCAACGAGAGAAGGUUCAAUAUUACUUGCUUUUUCCAACCUUCCUUCCAAAGGGCCUUUCUUUCCAACGGAAAUAA
This is a messenger RNA of Pochonia chlamydosporia 170, 1152 nucleotides long. RefSeq lists its product as hypothetical. Bases 1 to 1152 code for a protein of 383 amino acids. Lineage: Eukaryota; Fungi; Ascomycota; Sordariomycetes; Hypocreales; Clavicipitaceae. The transcript is spliced from 4 exons. The record is from RefSeq and is a predicted model, not a curated record.